Molecule: messenger RNA, 3665 nt
Organism: Caenorhabditis auriculariae
Lineage: Eukaryota; Metazoa; Nematoda; Chromadorea; Rhabditida; Rhabditidae
Source: the annotation of a GenBank genome assembly
AUGGCAGCCAACACGUUCCUCUUCACGUCGGAGUCUGUGUCCGAGGGACAUCCUGACAAGAUGUGCGACCAGGUCAGUCCUCACUCCUCACAGUUUUUUCAUUACGCAGUUAUUCGUUCAAAUAAGUAAAUUUUUAGGCCAAGUUUGAGAUUUUUUUUAAAACGCUUCUCUAAUAGUUUCGACUCUCAUUACCGUCCAAAAAAAAAAAUAAACAAUGAAAUUUCUGAUCUAGCUAAUCUCCGAAAUUCAGUUUGAACCUAUUGAACAUUUUUGGGAUUCUUUCAGCGAAAUAUUUUUGUUUUUCUGAAAUUAUUCACAUUUAUCAUCAUGCGCUUGUGAAAUUCAAAAAAAAAAAAAACUCGAUGCAACUUUGACACUUCGUGCUUUUUUUAAAAUUUUAAACGGGAAAUCGUAUUUUCAGCUUGGUUUAAAGAUCAGAGAAAAGCCGCAUCAUAAUACUAACUUUGGUCAGCCUUUUUUCAAUUUGCAAAUGUUUACUUGUCAAUUUCGCAAUUUUUCUUGUUCUUAGUGAAAUAAUUUUUAAUGUUUUCUUUAAAAUAUUUUUAGAAGAAUAACAAAAACUAACGCGAAGAAGAAAUAAUUAUUUAAUAUUCGAAAUUAAGCGAGUUGUUAAAUGAGAAACUGAUGAAAAAGAAAUAAAAUUAAAAAGCGCAUCAAAGUAUAAAUGACUGCUCAGAAACUCCCACUUUGUGAUUCAAGUAAGAAACUCGCAAAUAUUUCAUUGAAAAGCCUUUUUUGAAUUUUUUUUUUUCUUCAAAUCUGUCAUCAUUAUUUAGUUUUUCAAUUUUAUUUGCUUUUCCUUCUUUUUAUUAGAAGUGGAGACAUUAAUUAGAUUAAAGUGAAUUUCAAGGGUUUCAGUGUCUCAUGAACUGAAAUAAAAGAAAUGAAAACGCAAUCUGUCUUCAGAUUUCCGAUGCCGUUUUGGACGCUCAUCUCGCCCAGGAUCCGCAUGCCAAAGUAGCCUGUGGUUAGUUUGCUGCACUUGCAGAUAUUUCCGCGAUCGCCCAAUGGUGGACUAUGGAAUCAGAGGUGGACAGGCUGCGAAACGAUGCAUGAACACACAAUUCUUAUUUUCACUUUGCAUGCUUUUUGAUUUAGUUCUUUCUAGCAGUGGUGAAAUUUCACGACAAUAACCGCAGAGAAAGGAAAGAGAAAUAGUGGAAAUGGAUAUAUUUCGGUGUUGUGUGCAUUCGAUACUCGCUACGCCUAAUCUGUCUCUGUUGCAGGACGUUACAUAGAUCCAUCUGGUCGCACUCGUGUGACUACCCCGUUUAAACGGUUGCUUUGAUUACAGAAACGGUAACCAAAACGGGUAUGAUCAUGUUGUGCGGCGAGAUCACAUCGAAGGCCGUCGUCGACUAUCAGGUCCUGGUCCGCAACGUCGUCAAGAAGAUCGGCUACGACGACUCCAGCAAGGGUCCGUCGUUUCUCACGUUUCCCACGGGCACUUUGGCCUGUCCCUCUGUUAUCAUUUCUCCACGAGAUGAAGAGAAACGCACUAGCAAAAAAUCCAAUUCGUUCAAUUUUGCGCGGUGGGGUGAUCUUAUCAAUGGCCAUCGCAAUUCUAGUCUUAUCAUUCUUUUGUCUGGGAAAAUCGGUCGUCAUUUUUGAGAAUUCGAUUUAUCUUUCGGCAUAUAAAGAAGGGCGUGCUUUUUGUUCAACGUUUUUUUUGUUAACGGGAUCGAGUUGAUGAAAAUGCAACAUUAAGAAAAGUUCAAAAGAAUAAAGUAGUUUUAUCAUUUUUUCGAAACUAAAAGUUUAAGAAAUGAAAGUCACCUAGUAGUAUUCGAAAGCGCAGGGACCAGUCACGAAAAAAACGUCUCUGCUUUGUGAAUUUCUGUCCCGUUAAGAUUCUUCGCUUAUUCGGAUCGGAAGAUUAUUUUGCAUACAGCCUGUCCGUUAUUUUUUGAAAAAAGCUUUUCAUAAUUUUGAUCCAGAAUUUUCCACGUGUGAAAUAUAUUUUUGACAAAAGUGUAGAGAGUUUCAAUAAACUAAAACAGUUUUUUGUUACCAGUAACUUGAAAAAUGUUGAAUUUUAAGUUUCCUUCGUCGGUUGUAAAUUAGUAGGAUCAAACAUGCAGAAUAUUCAUGAAAAAAUUUCGGCUUUCAAUAACUUAGAAUAAAAAUAGUCAAUGAAAAGUUUGUCUAGCUGAAUUAAAAAGAAAGUUUCAGGUUUUGACUACAAAACGUGCAAUGUCCUGGUCGCCCUGGAGCAGCAGUCGCCAGAAAUCGCAGCCGGAGUCCACGUGCAGAAGUCGGAAGACGAUGUCGGUGCCGGAGACCAAGGAAUCAUGUUCGGCUACGCGACCGACGAGACCGAGGAGGCGAUGCCGCUCACUCUGCAGCUUUCCCACCAACUCAACGCCAAGCUCCACGAGCUCCGUCGCAACGGCACCCUCGCCUGGGUCCGACCAGACUCCAAGACUCAGGUUUCCGUGGAAAAAGAAGUUCUUCUCCUGACUCAGCUCUUCAGGUCACCAUCGAGUACGAAUUCGUCGGAGGAGCCUGCAUUCCUCGUCGCGUUCACACCGUCGUCAUCUCCACGCAACACAGUCCCGAUAUCUCACUUGAAGACCUCCGCAAAGAGCUUCUGGAUAAGGUGCAGUUUUGCAUGGCAAAGUGUCUUUCAAGGGGCUUUUUGAAGGUUAUCCGAGCUGUGAUCCCUGCAGAACUGAUGGACGACUCGACCGUCUUCCACUUGAAUCCCUGCGGAUCUUUCAUCGUCGGAGGACCGAUGGGCGAUGCUGGACUCACCGGCCGCAAGAUCAUCGUCGACACGUACGGCGGCUGGGGAGCUCACGGCGGCGGGGCUUUCUCUGGAAAGGACCCCACCAAGGUGGACCGUUCUGCGGCCUACGCAGCUCGAUGGGUCGCCAAGUCUCUGGUCAAGGCCGGAAUCUGCCGUCGUUGUCUCGUCCAAGUUUCCUACGCGAUCGGAGUCGCCAAGCCUCUCUCUGUUCUUGUCUUCUCUUUCGGAACUUCGGCGCUCAAUGAGCAAGAACUCCUUCAAGUCGUCAACGAUAACUUCGAUCUCCGACCUGGAAAGAUCAUCAAGUGAGUUUUUUUCACUCACUUUUCCCGGGGAACUGUCUGGAACGGUCUGAUCCAAUCUUCUAUGGUAUGUCCCACGGGAGAGUGCUCGAGAAAGAAAAAUAAUUGUCUAGUAAGCGACAUAGAUUGCUGAGAAAAUUCCGGAAAGUGCAGGAAACCCUUUAGAAUAUAUUUUUUCAGAUUUUCAGUUUAGAAAACAGCUGCUCUGAAUCUUUUCAUAAGGAACACGAAAAAAAAAUUUAAUCUUCAAAAAAUUCGCAAAAAGCGGGUUUUGAGCUCUUCAAGCACAUUUUCGACCUUUUAUUUUCUUAUAUCUCGCCUGUCAAAGAGGUAUCGACCAGAUCUUAAAUAUUCGUCUCAGACACUUCCGUAGAAGGACUUUAUCAGGAGCAAAUAGCAAAAAAAGUAUUCAAUAUGUUUGCAGGGAGCUCGACCUCAAGAGACCAAUCUACGAGGCCACCGCCGAGAACGGUCACUUCGGACACAACGAGUUCCCUUGGGAAGUGCCACGUGCUUUGAAAAUUUCUCCCGAGCUGACGAAGAAGUCGCAACAAGCUCCGCGACAAGAAGACGUCGGAUCCAUUGCUCACUAA